Frieseomelitta varia is the source of this 939-nucleotide messenger RNA. RefSeq lists its product as uncharacterized. Gene Ontology annotation, biological process: sensory perception of smell. The transcript is spliced from 3 exons. Bases 1 to 939 code for a protein of 312 amino acids. The record is from RefSeq and is a predicted model, not a curated record. Gene Ontology annotation, cellular component: membrane. Gene Ontology annotation, molecular function: odorant binding; olfactory receptor activity. Lineage: Eukaryota; Metazoa; Arthropoda; Insecta; Hymenoptera; Apidae.
AUGACGAGUAGGAAAAGGAAAUUAUCGAUUCUUUCUAAAAUCUAUUUGAUCUUCAUUUGGCCAAUAAAACUAAUAUACAUAACUGCUUUUAUUUUUGGAGCUUUUAAUGUCUCGGGCGAAAAAGUAUUGAGGGACGGCACAGUGAACGUAGUGGUGUUGUUAGAAAUAACUGUGCUAACAAUUUAUCUGCAUUGUCGUAAAAAACUGUUACGUAGGCUAAUUGAAAAGUUAAAUUAUCUCAUCGAAGGCAAUGAAAGCAUACAAGACAUCAUAGUUAAUAUAGUGAAACCGAUAGAGAAGCCGCUGACAAUUUAUACAAUUGGUAAUAUUACUGCAGUUGUUAUUUGGGCAACGUUACCAUUUCUUGAAAUACUUCGGAAAAACGAGUUCUAUUAUUCCGAUUAUCGGAUGCCAAAUGUUAUAUCCAAGGAACCCUUUUCAGUCAAUAUUUUUAUUGCCGGUAUUAUCCUGCAGAUAAUCGGUGCUAUACAUACAAUAGUGAGAAAAAUUAGCUUGGACCUCUACACGAUACACUUCAUUUUUUUAAUGACGGCUCAAUAUAAAUAUCUCAGAAUCAAAUUCGCAACGGUAUUUGAAAAGGAAACCGAAGCUUCGGAGAGUUCGUGCAACAAUAUUGUCAAAUGGUCUGAAAAUGAAAGGAUUAUCAAACAGGAAAUGAGAUUGUUAACUCGCCAUUAUGAAACCGUAGUUGAGAUGGCUGUCAUGUUGAAGAAAUUGCUUUUCCCAAACAUCGCAAUUCUUUAUAUAAACAACGUUUUCCGGUUCUGCUUUAUAAGUUUAAUGUUCGUAAUGAGUAUUGGACAAUUUACUGAAAAAUGUUUGAUUGUAUUGUACGCGGUUGGUGCAUUGAUACAGUUUUAUAUAUUGUGCUACGCUAUUCAAGAAUUAACCGAAGCCGUAAGGUUCUUAUUCUUAUAA